AAACAAAAUCAAUUCAGCUAACAACUGGUGUUUUAUUAUCCAACUCACACAUUUGUUACUGCUGCUUAUCUAGCUUGCGUACCGCCCCACUAAAAUAGAUUACAACAAAUCUUUGAAAAACAAUCGACAACAAGGCUUUUGAGAGAUGACAGUCACAAUCCUUAAGGUUAAAUUUGUCUCUGAAGAAACAUUAUUUGAAUAUGGAUCACUUCCAAUUGAGUUUGAUAUUUGUUGUUCCUCACCUAAAUCUUCAUCAUCAUCUUCAAAUUCCAAAUCAAAGACAAACUCAAAGAGAAAACAACAAGUCAAAUGGUCUGAAGAAGAUGAUAGAAUUUUGAGAAUGUAUGCAGAGAAGGAAUAUUCAUGGAAGGAAAUUGCAACCAACUUUUUAAAUGAUAAAUUUACUCCACAACAACUUCAUCAAAGAUGGAAGAGAGUUUUAAAUGAUAGUAUUAAUAGAGAGCCAUGGUCUGAAGAAGAAGACAAGGCCAUUAUUGAAUAUGUUAAGAAGUAUGGUUGUACUUGGUCAAAAUUGAGAACUCUGCUUGGAACUCAAAGAACUGACACAAUGGUCAGACAACGUUGGUUAAAGAUUACAAAUGGUCAAGGUCUAGUUGGUGUUGCAUCAAAGCAUAAUCAACCAACUUCAUUGGCAUCACUCUCUAACUCUUCUACUAAUAGUGAAUCUAGUCCUAAUACUAUUUCUCAACCACCUAAUAAUAUUCAAUCCAUUGUAAAUAGCUUCAAUGAAGAAAAUGAUGUCUUCGAUUUUAUUAAGAAACAUCAACUUAUUACUCCACCUCAACAAGUUCAACAACCAGUUAUUGAAAAGCAACCAAUUAAGAAACCUGUUCAACCAAUAUCACUUGAUAGUUUAACAUGUGAUGAAGAAUUAUUUGAUCAGAGAUCAGCUCCAACUGAACCAAAGUCAACUUGUCCACCAUCCAUUAAGGAUAUUGAUCCAGCCAUAACUAUUGACUCAACAGUUUCUUCUUCUUUAGGGACUUUAUUAGAUAAUAAUUAUGAUUUGAUGGAUUUCCAUUCAUCACUUCAAACCAAUUUGGAAAGAGAAUGGUUGAACCAAAUCUUUUCACAAGAUUUCUAACUGUAUUAUAACUCAACUCUUAUAUAAUAAAAACAUUUUUGU
Molecule: messenger RNA, 1147 nt
Organism: Naegleria gruberi
Lineage: Eukaryota; Heterolobosea; Eutetramitea; Acrasida; Naegleriidae
Exons: 3
Coding region: 146-1105 (319 amino acids)
Source: RefSeq, a predicted model, not a curated record